AUGCAUUGGGUCAGUGUCUUCCCGAUCAAAAGUCUGUGCUUCUCCAGAUACGAACUCAAAUCACUUACAAUUCUUCCCAAGUUGGUGCUGUGGGAUGAAGGAGCUGACUGCUGCCGAUGGCCAGGUCUGAGUUGCAAUGCUGCUACUGGAUAUAUUACAAGCCUUGACCUCAGCUACGAUUACUCAAUCAGGGGUGGCUUCAAUGUUUCUCUCUUGCAUAAACUGCCAUCACUUUCUGUUAUUAGGCUUGAUGGGGUCAACUUCUCUGCUCCAUUUCCAGACUUGUUCACGGAUUUCACCAAUCUGACUGUUUUGACCCUGGCAGAUUGCGACUUCAGUGGAACAGUCCCACAGAAAGUAUUCCAGGUACCAACUCUGCAAACCAUUGACUUAAGUUACAAUUUCAUGCUUGGGGGUUCUUUGCCAGACUUCCCCGAAAAUGGAUCUCUCAAGAGCCUCACACUUCGGGAGACGAUGUUUUCUGGGAAUUUACCCGAGUCCAUAGGAAACCUCAGACUGCUGUCCCAUAUUGACCUUGCAUAUUGUGAUUUUAGCGGAUCAAUCCCUGUUUCUAUUAUAAAGCUUAGCAAGCUUGUUGAGCUGAGUUUGUCCCAAAAUUCAUUUUCAGGACCCAUUCCAGCAUCACUAUUUUUCCUGCCAUCACUUCAAACCUUAUAUCUGGAUGGAAACAAGCUUUCUGGUCAUAUAAAUGAAUUACGAAAUGUGACUUCUCCACUUGAAUAUCUUGAUUUGAGUAGAAACAACUUAGAAGGGACAAUACCUUUGUUCUUCUUUCACCUUCAAAAUCUUACAUCACUAGAUCUUUCAUCAAACAAAUUUAACAGUAUUGUACAUCUAACAAAAUUUAAAAGCCAGUAUAUUGAAACUCUUGACUUUUCCAAUAACAAUUUGGUAAUUGAGACAACCAUAAGCACAUCAAAACUUCCCUUACUCCCUCAGUUUGGAUACUUAAAUUUGGCCUCCUGCAAUUUGCAAAAAAUUCCAGAUAUUUUGAAAAGCCAAUCUAAAUUGUGGUGGUUAGAUCUUUCCAACAACACUAUUAGUGGAGAAAUUCCUAACUGGAUAUGGGGAAUUUGUAAUGGGCAAUUCUCUCGCCUCAAUCUUUCUCACAAUAGUUUGACGCAUAUGAAAGAGCCAAUGGAAUACGGUUCUCUUUAUUCCCUUGAUCUAAAUUCUAAUAUGCUAAGUGGACAGAUUCCACGACCACCACCUUGGGCAAUGUAUUUAGACUUCUCCAACAACAAUUUCUCCAUGAUUCCUCUUGAUUUUGCUGAUCAAAUCCCAUAUUUCCUUCAGUUCUUUUCCAUUGCAAAAAAUAGAGUAAGUGGAAAGAUCUCAACUUCCUGGUGUCGAGCAGCCUAUCUGAAAGUGCUGGACUUGUCCUACAACGCUUUGCAUGGCACAAUACCAUCAUGUCUGGUUCAAAAUAACAGCAAUCUCGUUGUAGUGAAUCUUAGAGGAAAUCAUUUAAGUGGUGAGAUAUCACUGAAGUUUCAACAGAGUUGUUCUUUAGACGCAUUAGAUCUUAGUCAAAAUCUCUUAGAAGGGAAAGUUCCUCCCUCCUUGAUCAACUGCACAGAGCUUAGGAUCUUAAAUCUUGGAAACAACAAAAUAAGUGAUACCUUUNUGUUGAUUGCGUUCUAA
Messenger RNA from Ipomoea triloba (trilobed morning glory), 1665 nucleotides. Its product is annotated as receptor-like protein 33. Gene Ontology annotation, molecular function: protein binding. The record is from RefSeq and is a predicted model, not a curated record. Lineage: Eukaryota; Viridiplantae; Streptophyta; Magnoliopsida; Solanales; Convolvulaceae. The coding region runs from base 1 to 1665 and encodes 554 amino acids. The transcript has a single exon.